AUGCCACCAAUUCGACCUAGAUCUCGGCAGAAAUUAGCCAGCCAAGAGGGCAAGAUCCUAUUAGCCCUAUCUGAUUUGCAAGAAGGCCGUGUUAGUUCUAUUCGCGCGGCAGCUAAGCUAUACGAUAUACCUCGCACUACACUCCAACACCGCGCCAGCGGCCAGGCCUCACGCGUUGAUACGCGCCCAUCUGGUCAUAAAUUGACCCAAUUAGAAGAGGAUUCGCUUUGCCAAUGGAUUAUCUCUAUGGAUUCACGUGGAGCAGCGCCUAGGCAAGCUACUGUACGAGAGAUGGCUGAUAUCCUACUAGCUGCACGCGGUAGCCACCCUCCGCCUACUGUCAGCAAGAACUGGCCAACAACCUUUAUCAAACGGCGCGAAGAGCUUCGCUCGCGAUACUCGAGGAAAUACGACUACAAACGCGCAUUAAAUGAAGACCCGAAAGCCCUACGAGCCUGGUUCGCGACCGUACAACGUAUAAUUGAUGAGAACGGGAUCCAACCAGAGGAUAUAUACAACUUUGAUGAGACAGGAUUUGCAAUGGGCCUUGUUUCUACGCAGAAGGUUGUUACGCGGGCAGAAAUCUGCGGUCGGCCACGUCUUUUACAAUCAGGAAAUCGCGAAUGUGUUACUACGAUUGAGGCAAUUAGCGCUGAUGGCUAUUCGCUUCCGCUAUGCGUGAUUUUUAAAGCUAAGGUUGCCAUCGCUGGUUGGUUUAAUAACCUACCAAAAGAUUGGCGAAUCGAGGUCUCUGCGAAUGGCUGGACUACCGAUGAGAUUGGCCUACGUUUGCUACAAAAGCUCUUUAUCCCAUCAACGAAUUCGCGUGUACGCGGCCGAUUUCGGCUGCUAAUCCUUGAUGGUUAUGGUAGCCAUCUUACACCUCAAUUCGACCGAAUCUGCGCAGAAAACGACAUUAUACCUCUUUGUAUGCCUCCGCAUGCGUCGCAUUUAUUACAGCCAUUAGAUGUUGGCUAUUUUGCAGUGGUUAAAAGGGCAUACGGUCGCUUCGUAAGCGAUCUUAUCCGUCAAGGAUAUAACCAUAUCGAUAAAAUCGAUUUCUUAAUGGACUACCAACACGCGCGGCUAGAGGCCUUCCAAAAGCCAUCAACUAUUCAAAAUAGCUUCGCAGCUGCUGGUUUAGUGCCAAUUAAUACAGAAAGGGUCCUUUCAAAGCUGAAUAUCUCUCUGCGAACGCCAACACCACCAGGUAGCCGGCCAAGCACCAGUUCUAGCCAAUUCACACCAAAGACGCCUAGAACUAUCGUUCAGCUCAAUAAGCAAUCUUCAAUGCUUAAGGAUCUACUAAAUCAGCGGUCAAAUAGCCCUCCUAGCCCAGUAGGGGCUAUAUUAAAUCGGAUUAUCAAGGGCCACAGCGAAGCGCUUCAUCAAACUGCAUUACUAGCGCAGGAGGUCUCCAAUCUACGCAUGGCGAAUACGAGGAUCGUCAAGAAACGCCAGCGAUCAACUAGGCAGAUACCCUGCGAAGAGGGCCUAUCUAUUGAAGAAGGCCUACAGCUAGUUGAGCAGCUAAAUCAGCCAGUGGAAGGUGAUAGGGUAGGAUCGCAUGAGCAGGGCGAAUUACCUAAUCAGGCAAUUCAACCACCUACUAGGGCCCCGCCUAGGUGCAGUAGGUGUAGGGAGAUUGGCCACAAGAUUAAUGUAUGUAAAAAUCGCUAUAUUUAG
Messenger RNA from Penicillium brasilianum, 1686 nucleotides. The record is from the annotation of a GenBank genome assembly. Lineage: Eukaryota; Fungi; Ascomycota; Eurotiomycetes; Eurotiales; Aspergillaceae.